CAAGAUACGCCCAUAGUUGGGAACAUCAUCGUCUAUAAAAGUACCUAUCAAACAGUCCUCCCAUAGCUUUAUCCCCUCCUCUCGAACAGCACGAGGCAACUUUACCUUCAAUUUUCCAUUUUCAAGAACCAGAGGAUGAAAUGCUAGGGAUUUUGUUUGCAAUUAUAUGAUGCUACAGGAGAAAGAGAACCCUGAUCGGAAACAUAAAAAUUAUCAAUGUCGCUGUUCUUUUCUUGAGAUUUACAAUGAGCAAAUUGGAGAUUUACUUGAUCCAACUCAAAGGAACCUUGAGAUAAAGGAUGAUCCAAAAAGUGGAUUGUACGUUGAGAAUCUGAGUGAGGAAUAUGUGACUAGCUAUGAGGAUGUAACUCAAAUUUUGAUCAAGGGGCUCUCAAGCAGAAAAGUUGGAGCAACAAGUGUAAAUUCUAAGAGCUCUCGGUCUCACAUUGUAUUUACUUUCAUAAUUGAAUCAUGGUCCAAGGGAGAAUCAUCAAAAUGUUUCAGCAGUUCUAAGACAAGCAGAAUUACACUAGUUGAUCUUGCUGGACUAGACAGAGAUAAACUUGAAGAUGCAGGUAGACAACAUGUCCAAGAAGAUAAAAAUGUUAAGAAGUCCCUAUCACAGCUUGGGCAUGUAGUAAACAACCUUGCGAAAAGCAGUGAGCCUGAAAAUUCUGGAGACACUCCAUAUGGUAGUUCGUGUUUAACCAGUUUACUGCGAGAAUCACUUGGUGGCAAUUCCAAACUCACUGUUAUCUGCAACAUUUCUCUGAAUAGACACAGUGGGGAGAUACUGAGCACUCUGAGAUUUGGACAGCGAAUUAAAUCUGUAAGAAAUGACCCAGUGAUUAAUGAGAUAUCAGAAGAUGAUGUUAAUGACUUGAGUGAUCAGAUUGGUCAAUUAUAAAGGAAGAACUUAUAAGAGCAAAGU
Messenger RNA from Rubroshorea leprosula, 931 nucleotides. The record is from the annotation of a GenBank genome assembly. Lineage: Eukaryota; Viridiplantae; Streptophyta; Magnoliopsida; Malvales; Dipterocarpaceae.